This is a messenger RNA of Capsicum annuum, 2446 nucleotides long. RefSeq names its product BAG family molecular chaperone regulator 1. Gene Ontology annotation, cellular component: cytoplasm. The coding region runs from base 1089 to 2102 and encodes 337 amino acids. Gene Ontology annotation, biological process: protein stabilization. Lineage: Eukaryota; Viridiplantae; Streptophyta; Magnoliopsida; Solanales; Solanaceae. Gene Ontology annotation, molecular function: protein-folding chaperone binding; adenyl-nucleotide exchange factor activity. The record is from RefSeq and is a predicted model, not a curated record. The transcript has 4 exons.
GUGCUUAGUUUUCCAAUAGACUUUAAGCACAAGGCUUUGGCAGCUUCCACGUUUGUCUUCCUUUCCUUUAUUCCAAUAUUCGUCAUAACUUACUAUGGAAAAAAAUGUACACGUACAGUGAUACCCUACCAAUAAUUAAAUAGACUACCGAAGUUGCAAUUCCUUUUUUAUAAAAUUAUAUAUAUAUAAAUGCAAAUGUGUAGCAGAGUUCUUAGAUCCUUUGUGUUUUUUCUUUUUUUUUUGAUUUUUCAAGGUAUUCGAUAACUAAUAGCCGUGAGAUUAAUCUUUCAUUUUUUCGAUCAGUACACUAAGCGAUAAAAAACUGAUGAUAGAGUUUGCUGUCCAUUCAUUUAUUUAUACAUUUUUGUAGUAUCGUAUUUUUUCCAUCUCUCUCUCUGUCCUCCAUCUUCUUCCAGCCUUCUUCACACACACACACAACAAAUAAAAGAUAAAAAACAACGAAUCAGAAAAGAGAAAAAAAUAUUUUCUUUUUGGGUCUGAUUAUUGUCCUAGUUUCUGAUCUAUUUCAACAUUGAAAUUGUAAGUUAGCAAUUUUUUCGAUCGGACAAAUCUGUUUAUUUUGGAUUCUCCUAUAGUUUCGCUAUUUUUGGAUAAUUUAGCGUUCUCAUUUCAUUUUCAUUCUUUUCCUUUUUCUAGCCCGAUCUACAAUUUGUUUUUUCUCAAUCUCCUUGUCCAAUUUAUCUUCGGCAUUUAUCGCCGACAGACAUUUCUUGAUUCUCCGGUUAGAAUUUUUUUUCUUUUUUUGGUUGAGUGUUUAUUUUUGGUACUGAUUCUUUCCUUAAAGCGGUGAAUACAUAGCUGGAAAGUUGUGCAGUGCGUGUAGUGUUUUUUUGCUAGUGUUAGUUCUGUCUCUCUCUUCACGCGUGGCGCUUGCUAUUGGACUUUUGUUAAUGCUCAACUUCACAACAAUAUAUUACAACUGUUUCUAACUGGCUUUUGGAUUUUUGGAAAUGGAUAUGUACUUGUGAAGUCAAUGCUUUGAUCUGAUUCCUCAGAAUUCAACGUCAGCAUAAACAAUAAUCAAUUUUCUUCAUAUUCAUUUUCUCAAAUCAUUACCAAAUAAAAAUAUGAUGCGUAUGAAGACCAAAACCACCGCUAUUCCAUCGAUGAUGAACGGCACUUCCGCCGACCGUGCUGCCGAGAACGAGUGGGAGGUUCGGCCCGGUGGAAUGUUGGUUCAGAAGCGUAACCCGGAUUCGGAAAACCGGCCUCCUCCACCACCUAUUCGGGUUCGGGUCAAGUAUGGUUCAAUUUACCAUGAAAUCAAUAUCAGUUCUCAAGCAACCUUUGGUGAAUUGAAGAAGAUGUUAACGGGGCCGACAGGGCUGCACCACCUAGAUCAGAAGUUGUUGUACAAGGACAAAGAGAGGGACAACAAUGCUUUCCUUGAUAUUUCUGGUGUAAAGGAUAAGUCGAAAAUUGUUCUAGUUGAAGACCCACUUAGCCAAGAAAAACGGUACUUAGAGAUGAGAAAGAAUGCUAAGAUGGAGAAAGCUGCUAAAACUAUAUCAGACAUCAGUUUUGAAGUCGAUAGGCUUGCUGGGCAGGUGUCUGCGUUCGAAUCAAUUAUUUCGAAAGGUGCAAAAGUUGUAGAGAAGGAUUUGGUUAAUGUGAUUGAGUUGUUGAUGAAUCAACUGCUUAAAUUGGAUGGAAUUGUAGCUGAAGGUGAUGUUAAAUUGCAGAGGAAAAUGCAGGUGAAAAGAGUGCAAAAAUAUGUUGAAACACUAGAUAUGUUGAAGGUGAAAAAUUCUGCGCCAUCAAGCAACGGGAGUCACAUUCCGAAACAGGAAUCCUCCCCGUCUCCUCAACAACAUCAGCACCAGCGCAGGUAUUCCAAUGAGCAAGCAUCAUCACCAGUUCAAAGCCAGAACGGCAGGCAUUCCUUCACCCAUUCGCCUACACAAGCUAAUUAUCAGCAGCCAUCCAGGCACUCUGCCUCGGGCUCUGUUGUCAUAACUACACAAUGGGAAACAUUUGAUCCCGCACCAGGGCCAUUGCUGGGUCAUUACUCAACCACGGCACCAAGCAAUAAUAAUCAUGCUGCUUCGACUCAACCACGAUUCAAUUGGGAUUUGCUCUGAGAGUAAGUCAUAGUAGAAAAAAAUAUCUUUGCUUACUAGUUUGAGGGACUGUGUGGGUGUGAAAUUUCUUCUUUCCACAAGUUGGUUUGGUUGGUACCUAUUCUCCAAAUUCUUUUUUUGUAUGUAGAGUCAUGUUAGAUUCCCCUGUUUCAUAUGAUCAUCCACUUGAGCAAUAAUUGGGAGUCAGUCACUGCAUAAGGUUCGAUCAUGCUAUCACCAAUUUCCACAUUGUAAUGUUUUGUCUUUGUUGAUAGGCCAUGAUAUAGUCAUUCAUAUGUAGAUUGAUACUUUGAAUAUGAGUAGCAAAACAAACAUUCAAUGAACAACACUUGCAUUUUGCUCAA